Molecule: messenger RNA, 1392 nt
Organism: Boleophthalmus pectinirostris (great blue-spotted mudskipper)
Lineage: Eukaryota; Metazoa; Chordata; Actinopteri; Gobiiformes; Gobiidae
Product: beta-2-glycoprotein 1-like
Exons: 8
Coding region: 130-1188 (352 amino acids)
Biological process (GO): negative regulation of complement activation, classical pathway
Source: RefSeq, a predicted model, not a curated record
CCCAAACUUACCGGAAACAAAACAGAGAAGACACAGAAACAGGAAUUACCAAUAGAUUUUGUUUUCUGUUUGCUCAAAUGAGGAACUAGUCAGAAGUUAAAGAAAGUUGAAAUCCUCAAACAACUUACAAUGAAGUGUACUUUUUUGCUACAGCUGUGUUCAUUUUUGUUUUGGACCAAUAUCGCAAGAGCAGAAGACAAUGUUUGCUCCAGACCUGAACUUGGGGACAAUAUGCAGUCGGAGGGGUUACAGCUGUUCUUCAGUCCUGGAGCGGAGGUGGUGCUUUCCUGUAAACCAGGAUACACACCCUUGUUCGGACCUCGCACCAUCGUCUGCAAAAGCACUGGAACAUGGACAGUAACUAAACUUAGAUGCAAACCCAAGUUAUGCCCACCCCCUGAUCCUCCAAUGAAUGGACAAAUGUAUUAUAAUAGUACAUUUUACCUGAGCACCGUCAACUAUGCUUGUGAUGAUGGGUACAUCUUGAUAGGUGCCAGCAGUGCUUUAUGCGAUAGUAAUGGGAACUGGAGUGCAACAGAACCACGAUGCAAACCGAUUUCCUGUGGUCCUGCUCCAAUUCCAGAGUUUGGCAUGAUCAUUUAUGAUAGGAUUAUCAGAGAUAAUAAAAACAUCAAUUAUGGUACCAGUGGAACCUACAGGUGCCUACCUCCACUUGCACUAAUUGGUGAAAGGAGAGCAGAAUGCACUGCCAGUGGCCAAUGGACCGAGACACCCCAAUGUCGAGAGGUGAGCUGCCCUCCACCAGAGAACAUUGAGCAUGGCUACAUGUCAGUCAUCCCAAAUAAAGAAUAUGCCUACACCGACACUGUCAAAUAUGGAUGUAAAGGUGACUAUGUACUACACGGGCCGCUACAGAUUGUAUGUGAGAAGACAGGGGAAUGGUCUGAAAAACCAUCAUGCAAAGCCCCGUGCAGUGUUGGUAUUAAGAGGGGAAGAAUCAUGUACAAAGGGAACAAACAAUGGAUUGAAGAUUUCAAACCUAACCAGAUUUUACAUGGAGAAAGUGUUUCUGUUUACUGCAUGGAUGAAGGCCGGAAUUGUGGAUAUGCAAUUCCAAGUCAAUGUUCUGAUGGAAACCUUCAAAUUCCUGAAUGCUUUGAGGAGCCCAGUGCAACGCUGUAUGCACUAAAAUCAGGAUCACUUCCAUCAGAAAUUCAACAAUGUUAAAAAUAAUGUUAGAGAGCAGGAAAAAUCUGCUGUUUUUGUUGACUCUUGUCCAUUCCAGAAAAAAGUAUGCUUAAUGAUUAAUUUCUUAGGAUUGCAUAUUGUCUUUUCUCUUUCUGUCUUUUACAGUUUAUUGCAAAAUGUACAUAAUUAAAUGGACAUGCACAUGCUGUAUACUUUAGACAUUCAUUAAAUGCUUGAAUCAUU